Messenger RNA from Microstroma glucosiphilum, 1733 nucleotides. Its product is annotated as PLC-like phosphodiesterase. Gene Ontology annotation, biological process: lipid metabolic process. Bases 203 to 1570 code for a protein of 455 amino acids. Gene Ontology annotation, molecular function: phosphoric diester hydrolase activity. The transcript has 5 exons. The record is from RefSeq and is a predicted model, not a curated record. NCBI's taxonomy places the organism in Eukaryota, Fungi, Basidiomycota, Exobasidiomycetes, Microstromatales, Microstromataceae.
GUAGCGGCUGUUUGGAUGGGUGAUCCCUUGUAUCCCCACCCACCACCACCUUGCCCCACGACGCCAUCGUCGUGGCCACCGCUAAGCAACACCUGAGCUGACAGUCCCACACCUCCCACUCCUCAUCUUACCAUACCUAUUCGCUACCCACUCCCACCACCAUCAUCAUCAUCGUCACCUCUUCCACACAUCCCAUCCCAUCAUGCGUCCUCUAACAAAGUCUUUCAAGAUUGAAGGACUAUCACCGCCUAUGCCCGAGUGCUGGGGACAUCGAGGAGCUUCGGCCGCUUUCCCGGAGAACACCAUUGCUUCCUUCGAUAGAGCAGUGAGAGAUGGUUCAGAGGGCAUAGAGUCCGAUGUGCACGUCACUUCGGACGACGUCAUCGUUAUGUUUCACGACCCGUCACUGGAGAGGACCACCAACGGCAAAGGUCUUAUCAGGACACAGCCAUGGAAGGACUGCAUCGAGCACGUCAGGACCACCGCGAAGCCUCAACAGCGCCUUCCUACUUUCCGCGACGUCUGUGAUCUGCUGAUGAGGCCAGAAAACAAGCAUGUGAAGCUCAAUAUCGACAUCAAACCCGAGAAUGAGCCCGACCGUCUGUUCCGCCUGAUGAAGGCCGUCGUGCAGUCCUACCCAGACUAUGCCUCCGACCUUGGCCCGCGUCUCAUUCUAGGUCUCUGGCACCCCGUCUUCCUAGACGCUGCUCUGAAGCACGUGCCAACGAUGCGCCGCAUCCAUAUCGGCGGCUCUCCCUGGCUGGCCACGACGUACUUUUGGAAACACUGCGAUGGAUUUUCCAUGUGGUUUCCUUCCCUCGUGGCGGCUGACGGACAGGCCUUUCUAGAAGCUGCUAAGAGGGACGACAAGGACGUCUUUGUCUGGACUGUCAACAGGAAAGACGAGAUGAUUGAGGCGACUCGAUGGGGCGUAAAGGCCAUUCUCACCGACAAGACCGACAUGCUGCAGAACGUGAGGGAGAAUAUGAAUGGCGACUUUUCCGCCUACCGUCGCGAUCAAGUCGGCCUUUUCUUCCGCUGGGCAAGCUGGAGGUAUUGGAGUCCAGCCCAAUGGAUCGUAACGGCCCAAUGGCUCAGUCAAAUCGAGAAGCGCGCAGGCAUCACCUUCAAAGAGGCAUGGCGUAAAGCUGAAGCCCUCGAGGUCCCGGCCUUGGAAGUCUUUCCGGCGGUGCAGCCCGCUCCGCUGCCUCCUGCUGCAGCAAAAGCUGAAGAAGAGGCUGCUGCAGGUGAUUUCUCUUCAUCUAGCGCCCAGCCAGCAGACGUGACACAGAGUCGCCCUCCACCACGUAGCGACGAUUCUGCUGAUCUCAGCAGUAGCAUCAGCAUCAGCAGUAGCAGCAGCAGUAGUACCGACAGCGGCACCUUUGUUGGCUCACCAACUCCUUCAGGCACGUCAACCGCACAAGGUUCACCUGUACUGCAAGCUGUUGAUGAAAAGACAGGCCAAAGUCAGAUGUCGACGGUGCCUAUGACGACGACGACGAUGAAGCAGUCCCAGCGCGCGGCCGUCUUCACUCCCGUCAUGCCACCCUCGGCAUCUGCUUGCUGAUUUACCACUUCGCUUCGCUUUUACCAAAAACAAAAAGGACUUUUCUCUAUGGAUCCAUAUCAUGCACAAUGCGCGACCUAUCUCGACGUAUCUCCUUUCUUCCCACAAAGUAGCCCUACCCCAUUUCUUUCUUUCGCUCCUUCUUUCUCCUCUUCACUCGUUC